Ichthyophthirius multifiliis is the source of this 282-nucleotide messenger RNA. Its product is annotated as mov34 mpn pad-1 family protein, putative. Gene Ontology annotation, cellular component: EMC complex. The record is from RefSeq and is a predicted model, not a curated record. Lineage: Eukaryota; Ciliophora; Oligohymenophorea; Hymenostomatida. The transcript has 2 exons.
AUGAUGCCUAUUGGACUUACUAUUUAUUUAGCAGAUAAAAUUGAAGAUUAAGAAGAAACAAAAUAGCCUUAUCUUUCUUCUGAAGGUUUUAGAUUUUUUAAUAGAUCAAAUUAAGAACCUGGAUAUGAUAAUAUAUAAGAACUUGAUAUAGUUUAAGGAUAUUAAGCAUUUAAAAAAUUAGAAAAUGAUAUAAGUUCUGGAAAACAUCAUUUUAUAGUUGAUUUUGAUAUGCAUUUUGAAGAUAUUUCACUUGAUUUUACAAAUUAAGAUUUAAAUAAUUGA